UGGGCAUUGACAGCUCCUCUGCAAACACAGACGCGUCAUCAUGUCUGCACUCCAGGGGGCGAUGGCAGCACUGAUUGGGGUGUUUCAUGAACACGCCGGGGGGAAUAGAACUCUCGAUAAAAAAGAGCUGGCUGCACUUUUAAAGAAAGAGUUUGAGGGCUUGGCCUCUAAUAACCCAGAAAGCAGUGGAUCAGAUUUUCACUGGUCUGGACCAGGACGGCAGCGGAUCUGUGGACUUCACAGAGUUCGUGACCAUGGUGGCCGCUCUCACCGCAGCUACCAAUGAGAUGUUAUGUG
Messenger RNA from Boleophthalmus pectinirostris (great blue-spotted mudskipper), 297 nucleotides. Its product is annotated as protein S100-A10-like. The coding region runs from base 41 to 286 and encodes 81 amino acids. NCBI's taxonomy places the organism in Eukaryota, Metazoa, Chordata, Actinopteri, Gobiiformes, Gobiidae. The transcript has 3 exons. The record is from RefSeq and is a predicted model, not a curated record.